Raphanus sativus (radish) is the source of this 1172-nucleotide messenger RNA. RefSeq lists its product as uncharacterized. The transcript is spliced from 10 exons. Lineage: Eukaryota; Viridiplantae; Streptophyta; Magnoliopsida; Brassicales; Brassicaceae. The coding region runs from base 122 to 934 and encodes 270 amino acids. The record is from RefSeq and is a predicted model, not a curated record.
CUUAAAUCCAAAAAAAAAAAGAAACGGCCGAAUCUCACUCUCUCUCUAUUGAUAUCGUCGUCGUCGGAUAAACUCAGUCGCCGCCUAAACUCCGGCGACACUCGAAGAGAGGGAGAGGGAGAUGGAUGAUAGAGGAGGCUCGUUCGUGGCGGUGAGGCGGAUAUCACAAGGUCUAGAACGAGGAAACGUUUACCAUUCUUCUUCUUCUGCUGAGGUUGUGGCGGGAUCGGCGGCAUGGUUAGGACGUGGCCUUUCAUGUGUUUGUGUUCAGGGAAGUCAUGGCGACGCCCGUCCUUCUUUUGAUCUAACACCUGCUCAGGAGGAAUGCUUGCAGAGGUUGCAAAGCCGCAUUGAUGUAGCAUUUGACAGCUCAAUUCCUCAGCAUCAGGAAGCUCUGAAGGAUCUUUGGAAACUUUCCUUCCCUGAAGAAGAGCUGCACGGGAUUGUAUCUGAGCAGUGGAAGGAAAUGGGUUGGCAGGGAAAAGAUCCAUCUACUGAUUUCAGGGGUGGUGGUUUCGUAUCUCUUGAAAACUUGUUGUACUUCGCCAAGAGAUUCCCGAAAUGCUUCCAGGACCUUCUGCGGAAGCAGGUUGGGGUUCGUUCUGUAUGGGAAUACCCGUUUGCCGUUGCUGGUAUCAAUAUUACCUUCAUGCUUAUCCAGAUGCUUGGCCUUGAGGCAGCGAAACCACGGAGCAUUGUUGGCGAAACAUUUUUGAGAUUCCUUUCGGUGAAUGAAUCUGCGUUUGACCUUCUUUAUUGCAUUGCCUUCAAGCUAAUGGAUCAGCAAUGGCUCUCCAUGCGUGCUUCAUACAUGGAAUUUAACACGGUAAUGAAAUCGACAAGGCGGCAACUGGAGAGAGAGAUAAUGGUGGAACACAUUAGAGGUAUUGAAGAUAUGCCAUCAUACAGCCUUCUCAGUUACGAAACACUGUAAGUAGAAAGAUCUAACACCUCAAGAAAAGCUCUUUAUCAAAAGCCUAAAACAGAGCCGAACAAGCAAAAAAAAAAAGACAAGGUCUCUCUCUCGCUCUCUUACAUUGGGUUGUUAUUUCUCUGAGACAGAAGUUGAGGUUUUGUUUCCUUAUGGGAUUAGUUUUUCUAAUUUGUAGGGCUUUCAAUAAACGUUGUUUUGUUAGUUCGUUUUUGGGCUAAUAAAUAUCAUUUGGUUAUAA